AUGAACAACCUGAGUAUUGCAGAUGCUAAUCCUCGCCUGAUGAGCGUGCGCCCAGUGACUGACUGGAGAGAGCCCUCCAUCGUCAGAAUUGAUAUCACCUUACACGCCACCCUGGACUUGGAUGAGAAGUUACAAAUCCUUACGUCUCUAGUGAAAUUCCAGAUGAGCUGGAAAAAUCAGUUCCUCACUUGGGAUCCCCAAAGCUUCUGUGGAAUCUCUAAGAUCUCCAUCCCUGUGGACUCUGUAUGGAAGCCUGACCUCUUUGUCUCUGAAAUGACUGAAGAUCCUCAAUCCCCCACAGUUCCUUUCAUGUCCCUCUCCAGUGAUGGCACCAUCGACCAAUGGAAACCAGUCAGGAUAGUGAGCACUUGCAGCUUGGAUAUCUACAAGUUUCCAUUUGACACCCAGAAGUGCAAUCUGACCUUUGGUCCCUAUGUGCAUACAUUUCAGGACAUAGUGGUGGUGCCAAAGUCCAACUCCUCUGCAGUUACACAAGCUUCUCAGGAGAAUUAUGCAAAAAGCGAAUGGCUCCUUGGGAAAGUGGAUGUUCUGAGCAAUAACAUAUCCAUUGAGGAGAAAGAAUGGAGUCAAGUCACAUAUCAGAUAAUACAUUCUCCAGGGCAGGAAUCCUGCCUUAUUCGCCUUCUAAAGCACAAGAUAACCAUACGGAGGGUACCAAUCCUAUAUGUCAUCAAUCUCAUAGUCCCUGCCAGUUUCCUGGUGCUUGUGGAUGUUGCCAGCAUGUUCAUACCGAUGGAAGGAGGCGAGCGGCUGGGGUUUAAAAUAACAGUUGUUCUAGGAUUCUCUGUGCUCUUGCUGAUAUUGAACGAUUUGCUUCCCAAUUCAGAAGACACGCCAAUCUUGGGUGUUUUCUGUGCCGUGUGCCUGGUGAUCAUGGUAAUCAGCAUUGUCGAUUCCAUCUUUAUCUCCUACAUGCUGCAUCUCUCAGCAGUGCGACUGGAUGUGCCCCAGUGGCUGAAGAUCUGGGUACUGAAGCAUUUGGCUUUCAUACUUCGCAUUGACACAGCAGAAGUUAGUGAAAACAAUGCUGCAGGAGUCAGGAACACAAAGAAAGCUACUUCUGUGGUGGGAGAAGCAGCAGACAUACAAACCAGAUGCUUACAAAAAGAACAUGACAGUGCGGAAAUUAAACUGCUGAAGAAGGUGCUCCUGGAGCUCUUAAUGAUCCGUCGUCACAUGAUCAUGAGUAAGAGAGAAGAGGCGGCCAAAUCAGAAUGGAAUAUGGUGGCAUUUGUCCUUGACAUAUUCAUCCUGAUUUGCUACCUUCUAACAGUGUUCAUUAUUUUGAUAACAGUUGUGGUAGUUUGGGCUUUCUAA
This is a messenger RNA of Chelonoidis abingdonii (Abingdon island giant tortoise), 1338 nucleotides long. Lineage: Eukaryota; Metazoa; Chordata; Testudines; Testudinidae. The record is from RefSeq and is a predicted model, not a curated record.